Molecule: messenger RNA, 1886 nt
Organism: Elaeis guineensis (African oil palm)
Lineage: Eukaryota; Viridiplantae; Streptophyta; Magnoliopsida; Arecales; Arecaceae
Product: FCS-Like Zinc finger 10
Source: RefSeq, a predicted model, not a curated record
UUUCUGCUCCAUCCUCUGGUCUGUUGGGUAGCAGGCCCUCUUUUUGUUUCAUGCAUUCAUGGUCUCUUGUCAUAUGCCCUCUUGGAUUCAGCCUUCGAGAACUCGUGAAAUCUGCUGUUUUUCCUUUUCCAUUUAUUCUAUGACUUAAUGUCUCUUUUUUAGCCAAUUUGUGGAGGUGCGGCUUCUGGGUUCCAUUUUCGGUGUUGGGGGCAUCAGGAUUCUCUUGUUCUCUAGGUGGGAGGAGGGGAGUAGGUUUGAGAUAAUGCUGAGGCAGAGGAGGAGGCCGGUGCAGGGGGAGCAAAGAAAAGGCCACCUGAUGCCCGAUGGCGUGGUGCAGAAGGCCAGGAGCACCUCCUUCUUCAGCGUCCCCGGCCUCUUUGUGGGGUUCAGCGCCAAGGGCUCCCCAGAUUCCGAAUCGGCGAGGAGCCCUACCUCUCCCUUGGACUACAAGGUCUUUUCCAAUUUGGGCGGCUCCUUCGUGAGGUCCCCUAGAUCCCCAGGCCCUGAGGGGCAGCCAAGGAGCUGGGACUGCACCAGGGUGGGCCUUGGCCUCGUGGAUUCUCUCAACGACGAGUCCAAGGCUGGUGGCAGGGUGCUGGGGUUGUCUGAGAGCAAGAACAUACUGCUCGGAUCACAGCUGAGGAUUAACAUCCCAACCCCCAAAACCCUCCUGGAUCCCAGCAGGGACGAGCCUCUGGGACCGGCUCCCAAUUCCCUGCCUGAGAACGUCCGGGUUUCUGCACAAGCUCACAUAGGAUCGCCUUCCUCCCGAUCCGGUUGCUCGAAACCGGCCGUAGGAUCCAAAGGAGCUGAAUUGGAGCCGGGGCAGUUGGGAAAAACUCGAUCUUGGUCCGCCGAUAUCGGUAGAUCAUCGCUUCCCCUGACUCGUUUUAUGUACCGAAAUCCCAAGUCCAGUUCCGAAAUUUUUCCAUCCGAUUUGAAGAAUUCCACACUGGAUGCUUCUCGAUUAGUUAGCAAGCCCACCAAUUUUGACAAUCUUUCGGGGUCUCUCCCGAUAUCCUUUGGCUCGUCUCGUGGAUUCAUCUCUUCUCUCUCUGCGAGCGAGAUCGAGCUAUCGGAGGACUAUACCUGCAUAAUUUCCCAUGGUCCUAACCCUAAGACAACCCAUAUUUAUGGGGAUUGCAUUCUUGAAAGCCACCCAAUUCACUCACCGGAUUCUAAGAAUAAGCUUGGAAAAGAGGGGGGAGGCUCUUCUUGGCUGGUCAAGUGCCCCAUGGAUUCGCCACCCUCUCCGUCUAAUGAUUUUUUGAGCCGCUGUUUCUUUUGCAAGAAGAAAUUAGAGGGGAAGGACAUCUACAUGUAUAGAGGAGAGAAAGCAUUCUGUAGCUGCAAUUGCCGGGAGCAGGAAAUUUUGAUUGAAGAGGAAACGGAGAAGCCAGCAACUGAGGAUUGUUCCGAUUCUUCUGGUUCGUCAUUCCAUGAGGAGAUUUUCCUCACCGGGAUGGGCGUGGCGUCGUAGGCUGGGGGGAUUGAUUGAGGAGUGCCAACCCAUUAGUAUUUGAGUGGUGAGACUCCAAGGUGAACAAUUCGAUCAUCUGUUUAUCAAGAGCUGUUUGUGUGAGUCUGUAGCGGCCAUGGAUGAUCACCAUGUACAUUCAUCUGUUUGCUGCUGUUGUUUCAGCACUCAUGGUGAUAUUGGUGGGUUGUGGCUGGAUAUUGCCCUCUUUUUGUUCUCUUUUUCCCAGAGAUUUGGAUCAUGGAUAAUCUUUUCAUUCUAUUAUAGUUUUAAUCGGAAGGAUUGUUGGCGACUGCAUGAUCUCCCCUAUUUUUUUUUUUUCCUUUCUUCCUUCCCUUGCAGCAGUUAAUGUAAUAUCUCCAAGAACUUUAUAAGUUAAUGAGUAUGAGCUAUUUUUAGGUAUCUUAUA